Messenger RNA from Drosophila bipectinata, 1732 nucleotides. RefSeq names its product Cytochrome P450 309a2 (gene Cyp309a2). Gene Ontology annotation, molecular function: monooxygenase activity; iron ion binding; heme binding. The record is from RefSeq and is a predicted model, not a curated record. NCBI's taxonomy places the organism in Eukaryota, Metazoa, Arthropoda, Insecta, Diptera, Drosophilidae.
UAUCUGUCGUAUGCUGGCGACAGGGGAAUUUCUCAUCGGGACGAUCAGUACCAGCCGAGAAGCAGAGGAAGAACAUUCGUUCUCCUGGAUCGCAUAGACAUGUACAUAUUACUAGCUCUGUUCCUGGUGAUACUGCACCUUCUAGUACUACUUGUUUACCUGUACCUGACCUGGCACCAUAAGUACUGGAGCAAACGGGGACUUACCACAGCUCAACCGCUUACAGUGCUCGGUACGUAUCCUGGUCUGCUUACCCGAAAAAGCAACUUGGUCAUUGAUAUCCAGAAAAUAUACGAUAAGUACAAGGGAAAACACCGAGCUGUCGGUGUUUUUGUGACGCGCCAACCCCAGAUCCUGAUCCUCGAUCCGGAGCUGGCUCACGAUGUGCUGGUUGGAAAUUAUCGAUGCUACAAGGAUUCGCUGACCAGCUCGUACAUAAGGCAUGCUAAACAGGACAAGUACGCCCGCCUCAAUCCAUUUUGGGCCUCCGGAGAAUCCUGGCGAAGACUUCGAUCCGAGGCCCAAGCUGGCCUUUCGGGCCAUCGCCUUAAACACGGCUAUGCCAUUUGGAAGCAGGGCGGAAAAAUGCUGAUCAACUACAUGACCCAGCAGGUGGAUCACAACAAUACCCUUGAGACUAGAGAUCUCUGCUUUCGUUACACGGCUCAUGUGAUGGCUGACUUCAUUUGGGGCAUCGAUGCUGGCACGUUUACCCGACCCGAGCAGCCAAACAAGAUCCAAUAUAUGGCUACCAGAUGGACCAGCUACGCCUUCUAUAUGAUUUCGUGGUUCAUGGCCACCAUAGUAGCUCCAGGGAUUCGCCUGCUGUUGAAAUUCCGCUUCUACCCCAAAGACACGGAAGAGUUUUUCUCGAACUUGACCAAGGAGUCAAUAGAAAUGCGCCUGAAAAGUGGUAAAAACUCCAGCCGAACGGAUUAUCUCUCCCAUUUACUCCAACUUCGUGAGCAGAAACAGGCCACCCACGACGAUCUGGUAGGUCACGCUCUGACGGUUCUGCUGGAUGGUUACGACACUACCGGAACGGCCCUCCUUCAUGCACUGUAUUACUUGGCGGAAAGUCCUGCAGCUCAACAAAAGCUGCGCACGGAAAUCUUUUCUAGCUUGGAUGAAGAAAAGAGCAUCGAUUUUGACAAACUUUGCGGCCUACCCUAUUUAGAGCAAGUCGUCUAUGAAUCCCUUCGACUUAGCAGCUUGAUACCACAAUACACGAAAGUUUGCACAACUUCCACGGAUAUUAAGCUAAGCGAGCUCAAAAAUAUCCGAGUGGAGAAGGGCAUUAUGAUCAUGAUACCCAAUUAUCAGUUCCAUCAUGACGAAAAAUAUUUUUCCGACCCCGAAGACUUUAGACCAGAACGAUUUGAUAACGGGGCUUAUCAGGAGCUCAUGCGAAAAGGAAUAUUCCUGCCCUUCAGUGAUGGCCCCCGUGUUUGUAUGGGGAUUCGGCUGGCUCUAUUGACAUUAAAAUCCGCACUGUUUUAUAUUAUAUGCAACUUUUAUGUGGUGCGGAAAACAGAGCGAUUGAUCCCCAGGGGAGACUCAGGUUUCGGCGUUGUACUACAAGGGGACAUCAAUUUGGAAUAUCGACGAGUUUUCCGAUGAGGACGAUCAAUAAUGUUUUAUAUUAUCAUUACGAUUCCUGAUGAAAUAAAAAUAUAUACAUAUGUUUGGAAAUAAAUAAUUCGCUAUUUGAAAUAAACAACAUGAAUGAUAA